AUGGUAAGUCCAAGAAUAUACGAAGCAGUUAAUGAAUUGUUGGAUUCAAAUUAUGCUACUCCUCAAUGGGAAAUAGAUAAAUACUUAAAGACUUUAUAUUCAAUAUCAAACAGACAUGGUAUACCUACAGAUCUUUUGCCAAAUCUUUUGAACUUUUUAUUUUACAAUACUGUUGUUUCAAUAAAUACAAGAUUAAAGAUCAUAAGAAGGAAUUUAUUACCAAAUGAUUACAUAUCAAAUGAAGUAUUUCAUUUUAUUAUUGUACGACUAGGUAAUGCGAAGGAUAAUAAUAUUGACAAAAAUAUUCAAUGUGCUAUUUGUAAGUGGUUAUUGAACGUUUACUUCUUAUUUCCUGAAAGAAUACUUGACUCUGAUAAAUCAAUAUUAAUAUAUUUGUGGAAGUAUGAAUAUUUACAAAGAUAUAUUACAUAUUUUAUUGUGUGGAGUACCAAUACAAAAUAUGAUAUUAAACUUUGGAAAUUAAAUAUGUUAGAUAAAGCUUCGAAAAAACCUGUUUAUUCAUCUUCAGAUAUUAAUCUGACAUUAAUACUAAAACGAUAUUUGACACUGUUAGGUAAAUCUGAGGUUUUAUCCAAUUUAUUACAAAAGAAAAUUAAUUCAGGUAGAUUACAAAAAUUACAAGAUUUACAAGCUUUAGAAUUUGAUGAUAAGUUUAGUAGUAAGCUAAUAAAUGUUCUCUCAAGGGAAAAUCCAAAUAAAUUUGGAAUUGAUAUAAUUAAGAAACACCAAAAUAUGUUAUUGGAUAUGUUAAAAGAUUCGGAGACACAUACAAACACUUUAAGAUAUGACAGAAGAAAAUUACGUAAUAGUUUGUCUCCAUUGUAUGAAGUGAAAAAUAUCUCACAACUUCAGAAAAAUUGGACAAAACUAAAAUUACCAAUUAAUGUAGAGACUCUUUUCAUGGCACCUCGUCAUAAUCCUGUGAUCCAAUUUUAUCCAAUGGUUGUAGUAAAUAACCCGAAAUAUAAUUCUAAAAAGGAACAGAAAAUGAGUAGAGUUCAAUAUUUGUAUUCUCUUAAUUCUUGGGUUGAAGUUAAUUUGAAAAGAUGCUUUAAUGAUAUAACAAUGUUGGAUGAGGAGAAGACUCCAAUAAUUAAGACUAUAAUAUUUAAUUGCCAAAUUUUUGAUGAUUUGCAAAUGACAGCAAUUGAUACAUUUUUAACGUUAGAGAAUUUACUAUCUAAUGAGAAUAUUGUAAUAAUAUUAAUAAUGUCACUGUUUCCCAUAUUAAAACCUCCAAUCAAUAAUUUUCUAGACUUUAGAAAUAAAAUACUGAAAUUUUUAGCAAUUUGUCAUUUAACAUAUAAUGAUCAAAGAAAUAAAAAUGGGAAUAGUAAAGUAUUUCCUCUUAUCUGUAGUGCACUUCUUUCUAUGACACAGAAUUGGUUUCUUACAUAUCCCAAUGAUCACAAGAUUACUGAUUUUGCAUUUAUAUUAUUGGCUGAUAUAAGAAAACUAAUACUUGCAAACAUGAAAUAUUCCAUAGAAGAUCGAUUCUUAUCAAUGACAUUAAUUAAAUUAGUAACUAAUUUAACUGAGAUUACACCUAUGUAUAAGACAAUAUCUUCUGGUACAGCUCUACAUUUUGAUAAACUAGUAUUAAAUAGAGACACAAUUCACAAAAUGGUAUUAUUGGAUGACCCUUUGAUAUUAAAUGCGUGUUGUAAAUAUUUAAUUAAAAUGACGGAUGUUUUGAUCAAUCAUCCUCAAUCUGGUAAAUUUAUUGAAUUACAAAAUCAAUAUAUUUUAGAUAUCACGAACUAUCUUUGGAGAAAUAAAAUAAUGGAAAAACGUAAACUUUUUAAUAUUCCUACUGAAUUUCUGAAGCAGAUUUUAGAUAAUUGUUUUUUCCCUGGCGUUAAGAAUAAAGAUAAAGCUGUUUUUACAAUCACUGGUAUUCCGGCUAUGUCAUUUAUAUCGAUUAAAGCACUAGAAGUAAUAGAAAAGAAGGAGUACGUUAAAUAUCAUUAUGAUAGGUUAUUAACAGAAGAAGAUUUUGCAUUAUUUAAAAAAUAUAUUACAGAAACAAACAUUGAAUGGAUGUCAAAUGAGAUUGAUCUAGUUUCAUUGAAGAUUUCAAUUUUAAAAGAAAUAUUCAAUAUGCAACCUUAUAAUGAAAUUGCAAAAUUUUUAUUCGCAUUUUUAAAGAGUCUUUCAAAGUAUAAUCAUGCAGACAAAUAA
Arxiozyma heterogenica is the source of this 2202-nucleotide messenger RNA. RefSeq names its product Ctf3p (gene CTF3). Lineage: Eukaryota; Fungi; Ascomycota; Saccharomycetes; Saccharomycetales; Saccharomycetaceae. The record is from RefSeq and is a predicted model, not a curated record. The coding region runs from base 1 to 2202 and encodes 733 amino acids. The transcript has a single exon.